Molecule: messenger RNA, 4510 nt
Organism: Pogoniulus pusillus (Red-fronted tinkerbird)
Lineage: Eukaryota; Metazoa; Chordata; Aves; Piciformes; Lybiidae
Exons: 2
Coding region: 650-1555 (301 amino acids)
Source: RefSeq, a predicted model, not a curated record
CAGCGCCGCUUCAGCCGCAGGUUUUGCCGACGGGGCAGCCGCAAUCAGCUCUGUCUUUUCAGCCGAUUUUGCCUCAGCAGGUUCCAUUGCAGCCCGUUUCGAUCCCGCAGCCGCCCGUGCAGCCGAUCCCGGUGCCCAUCCCGGCUCAGCAGCCCAGCCGGCACCACAGCCGGCAUCUUCUGAGCCAGCGCCAUCUUCUCAGCAGCCACGCCCCAAGCCGCCAUUGCGGAGCAACAGGGACAGCGCGUCUGCGCCGCCACGCCCCAAGUCUCCGCCCAAAGGUCCUGCGUCUGCGCGAUCUCACCGGAAAGAGAAAGGUCCCGCGCCUGCGCAGCACCACCCUAAGUUGUCGCCCGGAAACACGUCGACGAGCAGCGACACGGAAACGGAGGAGAUACACGGAAGUCCGAAGAGAGCCUCCGUAAAUCCUGCUUACAAAAAAGAAACCGUUCUAGGAAAACGGGGAAAGCGCACCACAACUACGAAAACUCGACCAUACUCUGCACAGCGGAAGCGUGAGUUAAGGGAAAAGUAUUCCCGAUUGCCUAACGAGACUAUAACUGAUUAUGUUUAUAGAAUUGUGGUGAGUGGGGCGGAUUCUGUAAUUGUAUCCCUCGAAGAGGUACAAGGAACCGCUUGGGGACCUGAAAUGUCUCUUGGGAAUGGUCCCGAGGGAGAUCUCACAUUAAGUUCUAGAAUCCUUUAUUGGGCUGGUUCUUAUCGUUCUUCAGAUAGAGAUGAAUUAACUGAAUUUUGUGUUUCAGAUCGUGAUGAUUUAAUUGAGGUAAUCACAAAGCUGGCAUGUGUGCAGGCCAUGGACCAGCAUGGAAUUAACCCGAAUCCUAUGGAUGCCCCAAUUGAACCAAACAGGCUUCACCCUUUGGUGAAAGGUUUACCAGGAAUUCUAAGGGGUGUAUGUGAGGCCAGAAGGGAGAGUAUUGAGAAAGAAUUGCAAGAGAGUAUUCAGACAGGAGGUAGCUCAUUACACCACACUACGUGGGGGGAACUCCUAGAGGAAUUAGUUGCAAAAGGGCAAACUUUAGGUUAUUCUGAUAGUACGCCUUUACAGCCUUCCUUCCCUAAGAAGAAGACAUUUGACAGCAAGAGCAAGCCUCCAAUUGCCUCGCAUGGGAAGAAGCAAGAAGAGAGGCACGUCAAAGUAUCUGGUAGACCUGAAAGCCUGAAGGGGAGCCCACGAACGAGUCCACGGUCAAGCCCCAGGGGAAGCCCUGAGACUAACCGUCGCUCUAGUUCAGGAAUAUUCUGGGGGCAAAGUCCCUACUAUGGGCAAGGUGUCUACCUAAAGGAGCAUAAAUAUGGAGUGAAGGCUCGUGAUUUAAUCAAAGGAAAUCCCAGCCGGGUAGAGCCCAUGAAGGCUGAACUCAAUGCCGUGAGUAAAACCAUGUCUGAGAUGAAAAAGUUAUUAGAACAGGCACUGAAAGGCCAUGAUGGAGAUAAGGCAGGAAAGGACCAUAAGAGGGGUUCAAGAACCACCUCUCCCAAUAAGUCAGGUCAGUCUGAUCAGCAAGGGGCUAAAGGCAAGUCAAAAAACUAGGAGUAGCGAUGAAUGUCUCAGGCCUCACUCAUCGCUUUGUUUCUGCUUGUCAGUGGUCUGAAAAACCUGAACCCUUCAUUAUGAUCCCAACAGGACCAGACAGAACUGCUGUUAAGUACCUAAUAGAUACAGGUGCACAAAUUACUGUGUUGAAUGAACAACUGGCAAAACGCCUCAGAAUUCUGCCAUCUAGUAAGAAGAUAAAAAUAACAGGUGUAACAGGACAACCUGACAUAUGCCACUUGGCUAAAACAAGACUAUGGUUACCCGGGGAGAAGAGAAGUACCCUAGUAGAGGUAGCAUUAUGUGCUUGUCAACAUAAUAUUCUUGGAUUUGAUGUUUUAGCAGGUAGAAGGUGGCAUCUUCCAGAUGGAACAUUAUGGAGCUUUGGUGCUUAUGAGCAGUUCCAAGUCUCUCAUCCACAGUGACAGCGAUCCAAGCAGCCUCUCACACCUGGAUGGCAACUUUGGACAUGAAGGACAUGUUUUUCAUGGUACCACUAAGAGAAGAGGACAAACCGCAGUUUGCAUUUACUUGGCAAGGUAUUCAAUACACAUUCAACAGUCUCCCACAAGGGUACAAACACAGUGCAACUAUUGCACAUAACACGCUUGCAGCUUUACUUGACACUGUUCAGCUUCCUAAAGAUGUUAAGGUGUAUCAUUACAUUGAUGACAUCUUGGUGGGAGGGAAGGACAAAGAACAAGUUGCUACAGUAGCUGAGAACAUUUGAAAACUGUUAACUGAUAAAGGACUAACCAUUCCAAAGGAAAAGUGCCAAGGUCCAAACCAGGAAGUUAAAUUCCUGGGAUCCUGGUGGGUAGCAGGUGCAGUGUCUGUGCCAGAGGACACCCUUCAAGAAAUUGUAAAGGACCAGAUACCCCAGAACAGAAAGCAGCUGCAACAAUUGUUGGGUACCUUGGGUUACUGGAGGAAACACAUCCCAGGUUUCUCCGUAAUUGCUCAUCCUCUGUAUGAUUUGCUUAAGAAGCACAAGGUUUGGGAUUGGACUCCACGACAUUCUGAGAGCCUGAGAGUUUUCAAAGAUGAACUGAAGGCAUAUCAGAAGUUGGGGCCUUUGCACCCAAAAGAUGCCCUGAGGGCUGAAUGGGGUUUUUCCGAGCAUGCCUCAUACUGUGGAAUUUUUCAGAGAGGACCUAAUGGUCCUAGUAGAGCUCUUUUGUUUUCCUCAACAGCAUUCAAAGAGACCAAGACACGGUACUCGGAAUGGGAAAAGGGACUCCUUUCCCUAACUCGGGCUGUCAAAGAGGCAGAAAAGCUUCGCACUACACAAGACAUUGUAGUGCAAGGCCCGUUUUCACUGCUAAAAUCCUUAAAGGAUCUCCUCCACCAGAAGGAAUUGCCCAAAAGGCCACUGUAAGAAAGUGGUAUACCUACCUAGAGGGAAUCUCACAGCUAAUGCCACUGAGAGAGGGACCUACAGAGGUAUCCAACAGCCCAUCAACCCUGACAAGGCACUACUUGGUCAGCCAUAUAAGCCUUCUCCUAUUCAGGUGGCCCCAGAAAUAACCGCAGACUCAGAUAAGUCGGGAGUGUGGUUCACAGAUGCAUCCUCUCGGAGGGUGGGGUCAAAGUGGCGUUACAAAGCCGCUGCCUUGGAGAUUGCUACAGGCCAAGCCAUCACUGAAGAGGGUGAUGGCAGUGCACAGGUAGGGGAACUGCAUGCUCUCAUGCUAGCAGCAGAGCAUGGAGCAACAACCAUUUACACCGAUUCCUACUCCACGUUCAAAGGCGCCACUGAGUGGAUUUGCCAGUGGGAAGCGAAUCAGUGGAAGGUUUCGAAUGUGGAAGUUUGGAGGGCUGAUGACUGGAAAAGGCUAUUAGAGAUAGGCCGAUCCAGAUCCCUUAAUGUUGGUUGGGUUAAAGGGCAUUCCAAACAGCAAACUCCAGCUGCAACCUGGAAUGAUCAGGCAGAUUACCUGGCAAAAAUAAACAUAGUCGAUGAUGAGAAAGAUGAGUGGUGGAGAUUAGCUGAAUGGCUACACAUUAAAAGAGGCCAUUCAGGAAAGGCAGACCUCUACUACGAAUGUAGAUCCAGAGGAUGGCCAAUUUCUAUGACUACCUGUGAGGAAAUCAUUUCAUCUUGUCCACAGUGUAAAAUUAGGCUCAAAGCCAAUCACCCCAACCUAGCACCAGCACAACACAUCAGAGGAGACAAAAAAUUAUGGAGCACAUGGCAAGUUGACUAUGUGGGACCCUUUAAACCCUCACAUGGGAAGAAAUACAUACUGGUGGGGGUGGAAGUGGUUUCAGGAUUAGUCAUGGCUACAGCAACUAGUGCUGCCACAGGCGCUCAAACUAUUGAGGUUUUGAAACAGUGGUUUAGUUUCUUGCCAAUGCCAGAAUACAUCCAAAGUGAUAAUGGAUCUCACUUUACAGCAUCAUCUGUACAAGACUGGGCUAAGGGUGAGGGAGUUACAUGAGUAUUCCAUACUCCCUACUAUCCUCAAGCUAAUGGUAUUGUAGAGAGAACAAAUGCUCUGAUUAAAAAACAUGCCAUUGUAUCCAAAGGUAACUGGGAUAAAAGUUUGCCAUAUGCAGUCUUCAUCGUGAAUAACUGUGGGAAGCUUUCUCCUGCAACGAGGUAUGGAAUGUAAACAUCAGGCCCUGUGAUGGGAAGUGUCCUUGGGUCUUACAGGCUCCAAGGGGCCUAGGCUGAAAACUAUGAGCACCCCACGCACAGCUGUCAGGGGGUGGAAUCUGCCGGCCCCUGGGGCGGACACAGCCCCAGGGGGCUGACCCUGGCCAGCCCCCCUGGGUGCUACUCACAGGUUGUUUACCACAGGUAACCUAUCUCUCCCUUACACACAACUUGGGGCCAAUCUGUACUGUCCACUUCGGCCAGCCCCAGGCUGGUUGUGCACACCCUCUCUGGGGGCUAUAUAAACCAUUGCAUUGCCUUAAUAAAUCGUGCUGAUGCACAGAUGCCUAGAA